Lasiosphaeria miniovina is the source of this 2628-nucleotide messenger RNA. Its product is annotated as calpain-like protease palB/rim-13. Gene Ontology annotation, molecular function: calcium-dependent cysteine-type endopeptidase activity. The record is from RefSeq and is a predicted model, not a curated record. The transcript is spliced from 5 exons. NCBI's taxonomy places the organism in Eukaryota, Fungi, Ascomycota, Sordariomycetes, Sordariales, Lasiosphaeriaceae. Gene Ontology annotation, biological process: proteolysis. The coding region runs from base 1 to 2628 and encodes 875 amino acids.
AUGGAGGCCAGAGCGCUGGAAUCUGAGCGCCGCCUGGCUUUGGCCCGCGGCGACGAGGCCCUGAAGCACGCCAUCGCCGCCGCCGAGCUGUACAUGCAGGCCGCCCGAAAGGCCACGACGAACCCAGACCGUGUCCGUCUGAACCGCAAGUGCAGCGACCUCAUCGCCCUGGGCGAGCGGCUUAAGGCCAAUGCCGCCGCUGCCGCUGCCACCUCCCGUGUUCCCGUGCCCGAGUCAACACGCCUGCUGCCAGCCGCCGAAAAGGCGAUCCUGCUCCGUUCCUCGCGCCUGCAUGGCAACAUUUUUCCCCCUUGGGAAAAGGCCCCUGAUCCGAGCUCCUUCUCGGAUGCUGACGCGGAUGGGGGCGCCUACAUUGACCCCACCUCCUAUUCUCUCUCGGCCGACCAGCAGGCCAUCUUCGCCGGCUGGCGGCGCCCGGCCGAGAUCGCGGCCGAGACUCAAGGCCGAGCAUCCACUGGAGAUGCCGCCUCCUUCAUAUCUGGGGGCUCCGAGAUAGAUCUGGCCCAGGAUCUCGCCACCGACUGCUCUGUCGUGGCUAGCCUGUGUGCUGCCGUUCGCCAUUUUGGGCGCAAGAAAGGCUCAUUGCUGCCCUCGCUCAUGUACCCCUAUAACCACGAGGCGAUGCAACCCGCCGUCUCUGAGAACGGCAAAUAUGUGUUCCGCAUGAACUUCAACGGCUGUUGGCGCCAGGUCGUCAUCGACGACCGCCUGCCUGUCUCGUCAACCACACGCACUCUGUACGUUGUCGACCGGCGCAACCCCCGGCUUGCCUGGCCGGCCCUGAUUGAGAAGGCGUAUCUGAAGAUCCGCGGAGGCUACGACUUCCCUGGCAGCAACUCGGGCACAGAUCUGCACGCCCUCACCGGCUGGAUUCCCGAGCAGAUCUUCCUCCAGAGUGACGACAUUGAGCUUGACGAGAUGUGGAAUAGAAUCAAACCGGCCUACGACCAAGGCAAUGUGAUCCUCACCCUCGGGACAGGCAAAAUGCUACCCGAAGAGGAGGCAGCGCUCGGCCUAGUCAAGGAGCAUGACUACGCGGUCCUUGACCUGAAGAUGGAUUCGCUCAACCGCCUCUUCCUAGUGAAGAACCCGUGGUACGAUAGCCUGGUGUGGACCGGCGUCGGAUCAUCGGCCAUUCUUGAUGCGCGCGCGAGAGGGCCGUCGUCGGAAAGCAGGACAAACAUGUUCUGGAUGACGUUUGAGGACGUGAUCCAGCAUUUUGACUCUCUGUACGUUAACUGGAAUCCGGCUCUGUUCAAGUACCGCCAGGACCACCACUUCACGUGGGAGGUACCGGGGAAGACGGAGGAGCUGGUUUUCACACAUAACCCGCAGUAUAGCGUGCUGCCGUCAUCCGGCCGUCCGGUCUGGGUUCUCCUCAGCCGGCACUGGCAGGAUGGCGAGCUUGACAUACUGCGCGAGCGCAAGGCGGACAAGGAUCGCCACGAUAGCUCGCUGGCCAAUAUGUCGAAGCAGCUGGGCUUUGUGUCGCUUGCUCUCUUUGGAACCACGCCUCCGGGCACCCGUGUUCCCCUCGCUGAUGGCUACCGCUGCCUGCACCAGGGCCCGUACGUCGACAGCCCAAACACUCUGUUGCGCUUCGAGCCCACACCGGGCUUGGCGCAGACGCUCGUUGUUGCACAGAGCGAGCUACCUCUACCCAAAUACUCCUUUACUCUUUCCUUCUUCUCCGACACCCCCUUGACCGCCUCUCCGGCAUCGGAGGUGCUGGAACAUCAAACCACUGUCUCGGGAGCCUGGACCUGGCGCACGGCAGGCGGCAGCGCUGCCCACGCCAGCUACCUCUCCAACCCGCAGUUUGCAAUUACGCUACCUCAGGCAACCCGACUCUCACUCGUGCUCAGCACCGACGUGCCCGAUCUUCCCGUGCACGUUGCUGUGCUCUUCUCGGGUGGCGGCCAGCGCGUCACUGCGGUGGCCGGGAGAGACUUACUAGGGUCCAGCGCGGAAUACCAACGGGGCUGCACGUCGGCAUCGGUUGCCCGCAUCGACGCCGGCACUUACACGGUCGUGGCCAGCACGUUUGAGCCCGGCCAGACGGGAAAGUUCUCCCUCCGCGUCUGCGCCGACGUCCCCGUGGCGCUGAAGCCCGUGCUCGCCGAUGCCGCUGGCCGCCUGCGCACGCCCGCACCCACCCUGGCCGUGUUUGACGAUGGCCAGCAGCGCCUCCGCGCCCGCGUCAACGUCACCCGCCUCACUCGCGCGGGCAUUCUCGCGCGCUCCUCCAAUCCCAGCGCGAGCUCUGUCGCCCCCGCAGCCCCCUCGGCGAUACGCGUCGCCCUAGAGCUCGGCACCGGGCCCCAUCGCAGGGUUCUGGUCGUGUCGGGCGACGGCGAGUUUGCCGACGCGUCGCUGGGGCUGCGCACCAGCGAUGUAGACGUCGAUCCCGAGACGGCUCGCGCACGAGGCGGGCUCUGGCUCGUCGUCGAGCAAAUUGGCGGUACUACCGCCAGCAGCAGUAAUAGCAGCACCAUUGCCGGCAGCAGCGGCCAGCGCUCAAAAAAGGGUGCCCAGAUCGAGGUGCUGAGUGACAGCCCGGUGCAUCUAGGCGCCUGGGAGCAUGUCGAGGAGGAAGAUGAUUAUUAG